This is a messenger RNA of Microthlaspi erraticum, 909 nucleotides long. The record is from the annotation of a GenBank genome assembly. Lineage: Eukaryota; Viridiplantae; Streptophyta; Magnoliopsida; Brassicales; Brassicaceae.
AUGCCUUUUGGAGCCAAAAUCCAACCAAUUGUCGGCGAUGGUGCAGCAAAGGAGCCUGCAGCGGUGAGGCAAAUACCAAGAACUAGACUAAGGCAGCUCUUUGAUCGCCCUUUCAGCUUAAAAAACUUAUCCAUAGGCGAUCACUCGCUUUCAAAAGGCGAUUUAGGAGAAAUUGACCCGACCUCUCUCUGUUUGAGUAACAUGGUCAGAAACUACAUGGAGGAUCCCGACAGUGGGAAAAAACAUUGUCGUGGCCGCAAUGGCUGCAACAACUGUUUUAGCGGGAGCGGGAGUGGCAGUGAUAGUGAUACUGAUAGCUCCGAGGAAGAUGAAGAAUCCUCUUUCAGCGAGUUUCUUCGAACGGUCAAGAAUCUGCUUCUUUGUGCUACCGUCUCCGAGGGAGAGAGGAAUCUGGUGACAAAAGCGACAGAGAUCGUCGAGAAAAACAAUCAUGAUUCACAGUUGCAAACUCUCGUUGAUGAGUUGGUGGCUUUAGGCUACGAUGCUGCUAUAUGCAAAUCUCACUGGGGGGACUCGAGGAAGAUUGUUUGCCAUGCUGGAGAAUAUGAGUAUCUGGAUGUAAUGAUAGGAGGAGAGAGAGUGUUGAUCGACGUUGAUUUCAAGUCGAAAUUCGAGAUUGCUCGUCCGACCAAGAAGUAUAAGACUAUAUCAGAGACACUUCCUUAUGUUUUUGUGGGACAAGUGGAUCGGCUGAAGAAGGUUGUGGUAGUUGUGUCUAAAGCUGCAAAGAAGAGCAUGUUGAAGAAGGGGCUUCAUGUGCCACCAUGGAGGAGGGCAAAGUAUCUCUUAACAAAAUGGUUGUCUCCUUAUGAUCGUGCUAACCAAAGUAAAGGAGAACCUAAAGAACCAAUGGAGACAGUGGCGGAUCCCAACAAACAAAUUGAGUGA